GAUAGCUACAUGUGGCGAUAAACACAAGCUAAAAUGUGGCUAGGCCUUUGGGUGCCAAUGUGAACUCUUGAAUGAAUGAAGUUUCUGGAAUUAAAAAGAAAAAUCUAAUUUCUGUGACUACCUAAGUGGAGUUUUUCCUGUUACUCUGCUGAGUUCCUUCAAACUGAAGAACUAUGGAUUUAUUCUGGUUGAUCUAGUGACAAUUUCCUUGUAACUGUUUUACUUAUGGUGAAGAAUGGAGGAUUCAAGAACAACAAGCUUAAAAGAUACAUACAGCAAUUGAGAAAUAACAGAAAUAAUUCUUAAUACUACUACUUCUUCUGAAAUAGUGAUGUUUCAAUUCUCCUGACAUUGAGCCCGUUUCUGAAAAUGAGAUUGGAUACAAUUGGCCUUCUCAGCUUCUUCUGGCACCUGACAGGUGCAAUUCUGGAUAUCUCUCUGGUGGCCAAUGUUCUGAGUCCCUCACACAACCACUUCUACCUGUCCUGUGUGACAGGCGAGCGGAACAUCAGCCUCCAGAUUGACAGAGACAAUGCCAUGAUCAAGACCACAUCCAAGUUCCAGAUAUACAGGAACAGCAGCAAGGAAGUGCAUAUGCGAGGUUUUUCCCGAGCAGGCCUCGUGGGCAUCACAUAUUGCCUGGGGAAGACACAGUCAGAGCAAACUAGAGUUGUUUAUGUACACAACGACAUUAACGCCAACCUGGUCCCAGAGAAAGUAACCCACACAAUCAGUCUUUCCCAAUCAGCCAUACUGGUUGCCAGGAUAAAGAAUGGGAAGAAAACAGACAUCUGGUGGAAAAGGAAUGGGACUUACUACGACACAAUGCACCAGGGUGAGUUAAAGGAGAAUAAGUCCAUUCUGGUCCUGUCAACUGUUACCAUGGCUGAUGGUGGGAUUUACAGCGCCACAUUUAUAGAGGACAGCCCUUUGUCAAGUGCCUUUUUCAGACUGAUUGUGCGAGGUUGUGCAGCCAAGAAAUGGGGCUCAUUUUGUGACAAAGACUGUCCUGAUUGUCUGAAUGGAGGCAUCUGCCAUCACAUUGUGGGAGAAUGUAUCUGUCCUCCGGGAUUCAUGGGUACCCGCUGUGAAAAAGUGGAUAAUGAAGGAUGA
Molecule: messenger RNA, 1113 nt
Organism: Thamnophis sirtalis
Lineage: Eukaryota; Metazoa; Chordata; Lepidosauria; Squamata; Natricidae
Source: RefSeq, a predicted model, not a curated record